Hippocampus comes (tiger tail seahorse) is the source of this 298-nucleotide messenger RNA. Its product is annotated as ferritin, middle subunit-like. The record is from RefSeq and is a predicted model, not a curated record. Gene Ontology annotation, biological process: iron ion transport; intracellular iron ion homeostasis. Gene Ontology annotation, molecular function: ferric iron binding; ferrous iron binding. The annotation marks the transcript as partial. The transcript has 2 exons. Gene Ontology annotation, cellular component: cytoplasm. Lineage: Eukaryota; Metazoa; Chordata; Actinopteri; Syngnathiformes; Syngnathidae.
GCUGAUUUUUGUUUUAAAUCUCCAGGCCUUUUACUUCUCCCGAGAUGACAUUGCCCUCCCAGGCUUUGCCCAUUUCUUCAAGGAGAACAGUGAGGAGGAGAGGGAACACGCUGACAAGUUGCUGGCCUUCCAGAACAAUAGAGGUGGACGCAUCUUCCUCCAGGAUAUCAAGAAACCAGAGCGUGAUGAGUGGGGAAGUGGACUCGAGGCGAUGCAGUCUGCCCUACAGCUGGAGAAAAAUGUUAACCAGGCUCUCCUCGACCUGCACAAAUUGGCCUCUGAGCAUGUGGAUCCCCAU